Schistocerca gregaria is the source of this 1641-nucleotide messenger RNA. RefSeq lists its product as uncharacterized. The coding region runs from base 109 to 783 and encodes 224 amino acids. The transcript is spliced from 3 exons. Lineage: Eukaryota; Metazoa; Arthropoda; Insecta; Orthoptera; Acrididae. The record is from RefSeq and is a predicted model, not a curated record.
AAGCAAGCAGUCACUCGCGUCAUUCUCGAGCUGUCCAUUGUGUGCAGAAGACGUGAGUUAUUGUUUAGUGCAGGCUAUUUUCUUUUUGACUUCGAUCUGUCAACCGACAUGGAUUUAUUUUCUUCUUUGCUAAGUGUUUUUGUAUUUACAGCUGUGGUUAAGGAACCUACCACAAAUUCUGGAAGUUUCACAACCGUCGUUCCUGGAUAUGAGCUGCCUGAUCGUCAAUUUGACAAUGUUGCAGUCUUCAGCCAAAUCUCGAAAGCAUCACUGACAGUAGAUAAUUCCGCAGUAUCUGCUGACAUGGGGGACUUUACUGAACAGUAUCAUGAUCUUAAUUUGACCAAGGAGACAAGUGUUAUUCAGACCACAAACACACUGAGCUCUGAAGUGGAAACUUUGGAGCAUACCCAAAUGUAUACCACAGACACAUUUGUUGCAGGAAUGGGACACCUCACACAAGGCUAUGAUGAGUACACUGUGACAACAGAAGAAGCUGAAAUGGACACAAUUACCCUUCAAUCAGAGCGCAAUACAACAGUAGGAAAUGACGCAUCAGUAUUACAGAUAGAAAACAUGCCCUUGUGUGUAUCUACCAGUGUUCUCCAAUUAACCACAAUCAUGAUAAUAUUACUCGGUACAGCUCUAAUCAUAAGAUCCAUCUGGAGAAUAUGGAGCUACUAUUUUAGAUUCCUCUCUGUUGAGUAUAAUAUUAAAUACACAAUACAGUACAGUGAUGGAGAAUUCCUUACUGUCGAAUAUCAUGAUACAGUUCCUGUUUAGAGUGCUUAAAAUUCACCCUCCACACAAUUAUCCAUCACACACCCAGAAACAAAUACCUUCUCUCCUCUGCUCCACCGCACUUACUUUUAUGAUCACUUCUCAUCCUUUAACCUUUUGGCCGUAUCCAUACUUUCUGAUUGAUUCAAUACUGCAUAUGUAAACACACACUCAUGCCCCUCUCAACACACAGGAAAAUAUGCGAAAUUCGAAAAUCCUCUUCAGUCAACAACAGUUUCAUAUUGGAUACAGUUAUGUUCAAUUUCUUUGACCCUUGUAUCACAGAGAACAAUUGUAUUUUUCUGAAAUCUGCAUUCUACUGGCUAAAUUAAGUGUGUGUGAAGUGAAUUAUGAUGUGAAAACUGUAAUUUUCUGGCGGUAUCACAUAAGCUCCUAGUAUUCUGUCUAGUCAAUGUUGCCAUCUACACAUUUGUAAAUUAGCCUUGCCCAUUUCAUGAAAUCGGAGACUAUAGGUAAACUAACAAUUUCAAGAGAAUAUGAGAUUGUCACCAAACAUGUUACACAAAGCAAAUGACUGUUUGACUAAUGUGGCUGAAUAUACAGUUUUGUCAAUAUUAUCACUUUCACUUUUAUGUUGACUGUAAGCAACUUUUGUGUAGUUACAGUUGUACAAUUUUGUUUAUUCUAUAUAUAAGUAUUAUAAUGCAAAAUAUUUUACUAAUAGAUUUAGUAGAACAUGAAAAUGUUUACAGUAUGUGUUUUAAAAUGAAAGAUUGUUUUACAACAGCAUUAAGCCAGGUUACCGGUUUUCAUUUGAUAUUUAAUGUAUACAACAUUUCUGUACUUACAGUUAGGAAUUUGUAGUGGUUCUAUAAGAAAAUAAAUAGAUUUAGAACAAUU